AGGUAUAAGCAUACAUGGCUCCUGGUGUCUCAAAUGAGAAGAAAACUGAUGAUGAACAGUCUUCAAAAGAUAAUUUUAUCCAUCUCUGCAACCCUCACCUGGAGAAAAUGAAAGAAGACAUCCUGUACCAUUUUGCUCUUGGGACUGGUACCCAUGAUUUUCCGGCAUUGUUUGGAGAUGUAAAGUUUGUAUGUGUUGGAGGAAGUCCUUCACGGAUGAAAGCUUUUAUCGCCUACAUAGCUGAAGAACUGGGGCUUGGGAGCCCUGGUUGUGACUAUCCUAACAUCUGUGCGGGAACUGACCGCUACGCAAUGUACAAAGUGGGACCUGUUUUGUCCGUCAGUCACGGUAUGGGCAUUCCUUCUAUUUCAAUCAUGUUGCACGAGUUGAUCAAACUGUUGUAUCAUGCCAAGUGUUCCAACAUAACCAUUAUUCGCAUUGGCACCUCUGGUGGAAUAGGUCUGGAGCCAGGCUCAGUGGUUAUAACUAGGCAGUCUGUAGAUGCCACCUUCAAACCUCAGUUUGAACAGGUUGUUCUGGGAAAGACUGUAAUUCGCAGUACAAACCUAGAUGAACAGCUAGCUCAGGAACUGAUGCAGUGCAGUAAAGAAAUUGGUCAAUUCAAUACAGUCAUUGGAAACACUAUGUGCACUUUGGAUUUCUAUGAAGGACAGGGCAGGUUGGAUGGUGCAAUCUGCUCAUAUAAUGAAGAAGAGAAACUGAAAUAUUUGAAAGAAGCUUAUGACUCUGGUGUUAGAAACAUAGAGAUGGAGUCUUCUGUGUUUGCUGCAAUGUGUAAUCUCAGUGGUGUCAAAGCUGCUGUAGUGUGUGUCACUCUUCUGAACCGCCUCGAAGGGGAUCAGAUUAGUAGCUCACAUGAUGUACUUGUGGAAUAUCAGCAGAGACCGCAGAAGUUAGUGGGAUAUUUCAUUAAGAAAAGUCUUGGGAAAGUAUGAAAUAUCCAUCUUUGUUUUAUAGAAGCAGAAGGCUUUUGCAUAGCUGAAGUCAUGGUCACGACUUCUGUGCGUUAAAGGUCUUUUGCCUCAGAAUACCUUACAGCAUUCCAUGCGUCUGUGGAAGUUAAUCAUUUAUGUCACUGUGCUUUGGGAACUGAAUGUGCUGAAUGGACUUCAGUUAAGUUUUGCUUAGUUAUGCGUUGCUGGAUAUAAGACUCACUUUUCUGUGAAUUGGAAAAUGGAUCUCUUGUGAAGGACAAGCCUGCUAUAAUAUAUGAAAAAGCUUUAUUUAUCCCUGCUGUAAAAGAAAAACUAGGAAGAAAAUCAAAAUUUAUUGCCAAGUACUUGCAGACCACCAAAUUAAAAUUAAGAAUGCUAAUCCCUUUCUUGUGGUUAUAAAAAAUGAUAUAAAUUACAA
Balearica regulorum gibbericeps (East African grey crowned-crane) is the source of this 1374-nucleotide messenger RNA. The record is from RefSeq and is a predicted model, not a curated record. Lineage: Eukaryota; Metazoa; Chordata; Aves; Gruiformes; Gruidae.